AUGGCUGCGACAAUAAUACCAACGAAAACUAAUGAUGAUAUUAUAUUGAACGUGUUGGAGGGAAAUAAAAUAGAAAAAUGGCCAUCAGCACGUUUGGUCAAGAUAUUUAUUGCCAGUUCAAGAUCAGAUUUUAUAGAAGAACGUCGGCAAAUACUUGAAAUGCUUGGUCCUGAUUUACAAGCUGUAUACGAUGAACAUCAAAUUGAGAUUGAAUUUGUCGACGUACAUUUUGGAAUGCCCGAAAGUUAUGCAUAUGAUCCAUAUUUAUUGGAAGAUCAUUUAAAUGAAAUCAAAUCAUGCUGUGAUGUUUCUAAAGGCUGUUUCUUUUUAAUUCGUGAAGCAGGUGAUAUUUCAAUUGAAGAUUGGCAAGAAAUUAGUAUAAAAAUGACAACAUUAUUAUCAGAAUGUGUUGACGAAUUAUGCACGGAAAAUAAUGAAUUAAUUACAGAACUAAAAGAACUAUCACAAACGAAUGUUGAAAAACAAUUUAAAUAUGCAAUAAAAUUAUGUGGUGAUAAAAAACGGAAAAUAAUAGCACUUUUUCGUGAAUUUGAAAAAGCAGCAGACGAUAAAAUAGAUACCAACUUCUUCGAUGAAGAACCAACUGCAAUAGAUACAUUUAAAAGUUAUGUUAAAAGCAAUGUAGAUCCACAAAAUUGCCUUUGUUUAAGUGUACCUUGGAGACCUGAUGGAAUUGAUAGUGAUCUUGAAGAACACGAUACAUAUUUAAGUAAAUUUCGAUCGCAUAUACGAGAACAUGUUAAAUAUUUAAUAAAUACACAUAAAGAAGAAGAACCAGAAUUGGUAUCACGAAAAAAAAUUGUUCAGGAAGUAUUUCAAGAAAAUAUUACACAUUUAUCACUAUGUUUUGAAGAAACAACUGUAGAUACACACACCACAAAAAAGAUAUCAGAUAUCUUAGAAACAAUUGAAGAACAUGUUAAAACAAAUUAUACAAACAACACCAAGCACUGUCCAUUCAUUGUGAAAGGUGGUUCUGGUUCUGGAAAAAGUUAUUUAAUUAAAUCAAUUUAUAAUAAUUGUUCCGAAUGGUUCUCAAGUCUCGGUUGUACACGAAUAUUUCGAUUUGUACGUUUUGCAGCGGCCACACCACGUUCCGCAUACAAUUUAGAAUUAUUACGUGUUAUUUGUCAACAAAUUUGUAUAGUUUUAAAGUUACCAGACGGAUUUUUACCAAAAGAUGCGAGUUUUGAUCCGUUGUACAUAAACAAUUGGUUUCAAAAUUUAUUGCGACGCUUUGAAGAACUAGUUAAUCAUGUUUUAAUUAUAAUCAUUGAUGAUUUACAUAAGUUUAAUCCAUUGGAUUCGGAUAUUGUGGCAGCAUUAUCAUGGAUACCAAUCAGUUUACCACGUAAUGUAUUUUUAAUAUUUACAACCGCUGUACCAUUGGAAUUAUUAAAAUUAACGCCAGUACAAAAGGAACGUUUUCGUAGUAAUGAAGUCUUCUUUGAUAUUGGAGAUAACGAUCAAAUAACUACAACAAUGAUUGAAGAAAAAUUCGAUUUUUAUGAAAAACAAUUCUCUAGACCGGCAAUCAGUAAAUUAUCAACAUUAAUUACGUGUUCUGAAUAUGGAUUAAGCGAAACAGAACUUUUAGAAUUGUUAAUGCCAAUUAAUAGCAGUGAAGAUGUUUUGUUGUUAGAAGAUGGAAAUUUUAAUUUUUCUACAUUUUCCACUGUUUGUCAAAAAAUUGCAUAUUUUCUUCGUAAGAAAUUAAUGAGCGGCAAACUUUUAAUUGAUUGGAGUCAUGAUUCAAUACGUGAUGUUGCAAAAAAACGUUAUUUGGUUAAUCAAGAAUAUAUACGUACACAACAUGCGGAAAUUGCAAAUUUAUUCUUUAGUGAAUUUGGUGAAAAUGAAGAAAAUUCUGAGAAUGAAGAACAACAAGAAACUGAUACACCUUUCCAGUCAACUUUACACAGCGAUGUUACCUACAGCUUACGGCAUGUAGAAGAAUCUUGGAUACAUUUACUCAAAGCUGGGGAUUCAACAAAAUUGAAAACAUUAACUGUUUGUAAUUUUGAUUUUCUAUUAGCCGCUGUUCAAACAGUUUCCGUUAGUUAUUUACGAUGUGUUUUAGAACAUGUUCGUUGUUAUUUAUUGGAUCGUGAUUUAGAACUUGUUUACUACACAAUACGUAAAUCAAGUGAUGUAUUAACGCGUGAUCCUUUACAAUUAGGAUCUCAAAUUAUAUCAUGGUUGCGACCGUCAGCAGACGCACAAAGUCCGGUAUUAUCAUUAUUGGUUACACAAGCAAUGGCUUGGUGUGAUGGUUUUACAUUACCUUUGUUACUUCCAUUGACAUGUUGGCUGAGUACUCCAUUGGGUGGAUGUGUAAAUGGCGUUUAUCAAUGUGUGGCAACACCACCUGGACAACAUAUUGUAUGUGUUAGCCAUAAAAAUAUGUCGAACGCUGAACAACCAACACUUUGGCAUGUAAUGAGUAAACAAUUGGUGCAUACUUUUAAAGGUCAUAGUGGUCCAGUUUUAUGUAUGCAUAUUACAAAACAAUCACAAUAUUUAAUUACCGGCUCAGAGGAUAUCAGUAUUAUUGUAUGGGAUUUGAAAACAUUAACGUUAAAAUUACGCAUUUAUGAACAUAUUGCACCUGUUUUAACUGUCACAUCUGCAUUAAACAAUAGUGUUAUUGUUAGUGGUGGUGAAGAUAGCAGUAUCAUUAUUACGUCAUUAACAAAUGGUCAAGUUGUAAUGAAAAUUGACCAUCACAGAGGACCUGUUACAUCCGUUCAAGUGAAUUCAACUGGAGACGUUUUAGUUUCUGGUAGUCAUGAUAAAAAUAUAUGUUUAUGGUCACUAGAGAAUUUUACACUAUUAAAUACAAUCACAUUAGUUUCACCAAUACAAAUGAUUGAUAUAUCAAGUGACAGCGUAUUUUUACUAGCUGCAUGCGAAGAUAAUAAUUUAUAUUUACGUACAUUAGCUACUGGUACUGAACUACAUAAUUUAGUUGGACAUAAAUCAAAGGUACGAUCAUUAUGUGUUGCUCAAGAUAGUUGUCGAGCUGUGGUUGGAUGUGCUGAUGGAAAUGUUUGUAUAUACGACAUGCAUGCUGGUAAAAUAAUCAAAACAAUUACUGGUCAAGGUCAUGAAGUCACAUGUAUCCGAGUUACUGAUAAAGAUGAUUUUUUAAUUACCGCAGGUGGAAACAAAGUCAAUAUUUAUCCAUUCCGGGAAACGGAUGCUAUUAAACCGGUUCUCUCCAAACUGAAUAGAAAAUUACAACAAUCGUUACAAGCACAUACGUCUUAUAUCACAUGUUGUGAUGUAUCACGUGAUAAUCAGUUAGCUGCAUCUGGUGCAGCUGAUAAUUUAGUAAAUAUUUGGCAAUUAACAUCACAUGAAUUAAUUCAAACGUUAGAUGCACACACAGCUGCCGUAACAUGUGUCCAUUUUGCUCCAAAUGGUUUAUUUUUAGUAAGUGGUUCGGAUGAUAGUACUGUUAAAGUUUGGGGCUUAACUUUGGGCACAGUUGUGGUCAAUUUUACUGGUCACCAAGCACCAAUUACAACCUUAUCAGUGAUGUUAGAUUCAGCUCGUGUAAUAUCUGCAGACAAAGAUGGAAUGUUGGCUAUUUGGUUAGCUGACAAUGGAUCAUUGUUACAAUCAUGUAAAGGUCCAAGCGAGCGAUUAGCAGUUACAAAUAAUAUGAAAUACGUUGCGUGCACAAAUGGUGAUAAUACUCUAAAAAUAUGGUCAUUGUUACGAGAUGACGAAAAAUAUUCAAUAUGUCAUUCAGAAGAAAUCACAUGUUUUGUAUUAAGUUUGGAUUCAUUACAAGUGAUAACUGGUUCCAGAGAUAUGUCUUUAAAAGUGUGGCAGCUGUCCGGUGGAAAACUAUCACAAGUUUUAGUUGGGCAUACAGAUGCAGUUACAUGUGUAGCCGUAUCGGCUUUAAAUAAAAGUUUAAUUGUAAGUGGAUCUUGUGAUACAAAUUGUAUUGUUUGGGAUGUUCAUACCGGCAGUGAUAUUCAUACAUUAGCUGGACAUUUGGCUCCUGUUACAUGUCUACAAGUUAGUCCGGAUGGAAGUGCGGCAGUUAGCGGAGGUGAAGAUAAGACGAUUAUUGUUUGGGAUACAAAAAAAGGAAUUUUACUAACAUCAUUACAACUAUGCAUUCCUGUUGUGAAUGUUCAAAUAACAUGUGAUUGUUCUAGAAUAGUCGUAUAUUUAAAAGACACUAAAUAUUUACCAAUUAUUUGUUUACAUAAUACACCCGCCAAAUAUGUUAAGUUGCCAACAUACUGUGCACCAGCAAAAGACGUAGAAGCACGACCUGUACCAAAACGACAAAUGCGGCGACUGUUAAAGAAAGAAGUGUCAUUGGACACAUACACAUGGCAAAAGAAAUAUGGUCAUUUAACAUCAAAUAUAAUGAUUGCAGCUGUUGAUGAACGUUUAAAACGGCGUUUCUCAGUUUCAGCAAGCAUGGAAGAAAUCUCAAAAAUACCGCAAAAUAAAAAUUUAGCAUCUCAACAACAAGGACAAGGUUCUUUAGCACAAUCACAACACUUUGAUCAAUUGGAAGCAUUAUGGAAUAAACGUUCACCUCCAAGACGGCGAAUUACACAAUCAUUAUCAAAGCAAUCAUCUUUAGUUGAAUCUAGAUAUUCUUCAGAUGAGGAAGAUAAACUGGAUCAACUUUCAGAUUUACCAGGCGAAUAA
Messenger RNA from Chrysoperla carnea, 4704 nucleotides. RefSeq lists its product as uncharacterized. The record is from RefSeq and is a predicted model, not a curated record. The transcript is spliced from 23 exons. NCBI's taxonomy places the organism in Eukaryota, Metazoa, Arthropoda, Insecta, Neuroptera, Chrysopidae. Gene Ontology annotation, molecular function: protein binding. The coding region runs from base 1 to 4704 and encodes 1567 amino acids.